Nerophis lumbriciformis (worm pipefish) is the source of this 1776-nucleotide messenger RNA. NCBI's taxonomy places the organism in Eukaryota, Metazoa, Chordata, Actinopteri, Syngnathiformes, Syngnathidae. The record is from RefSeq and is a predicted model, not a curated record.
AUGGGGAGAGACAUCAGUCAUCUGGGCCUGGAGUGUUUGCCCACAAAGCUCCUAGGUGGCCUUGCCUUACACUUGCUAGUCCUCUGCUACAUCCUGUCUUCCUCUGAAGCUUCAGCCAGCUUUCUAGGCACAGAGCACGACUACGGCACCAGCCCCAAAUUCGUAUGCGUUCCCAUCCCCCCGGAAGCGGACCCUAGCUGCUACUCCCCACCCGCCGCGCCCCACGGGCCCAGCACUAACGGCCACGGUUACAACGGCAGCAACCGCAAAAUCGUUAUAUCGGACGAAGCCAAAGCCACGAUCCUGCACCUCCGCGAGAGCCUGGUCAGGCAGAAGGAGACCAUCUUGGACCAGCGAGAGACCAUCAGGGAGCUCACUGCCAAGCUCACCUUGUGCGAGGGCUUCGGCGGUCACCACAGCAACGGUCACAGCAACGGUAAUCAUGGCAGCCACCACAGUGACCAUCACGACGACCAUCAUGGCGACCAUCACGACAACCACAUCGGCUAUCACGGCAGCGAUCACCAUUUCUCCCACGGUAGCCACAGGUCCGACCCUCAUCACCGGGAGUCAUAUGGCAAACACGACUCCUUCUCGCCGGAACAGGCCAGAAAGACCGUGCAGACCUUGAAGGAACGUCUUGAAAACCUGCAGGCAAGGAACUCUUCCAGCUCCUACUCCAGCUCUUUAAGAGAACUCCUCCAACGCAAGAUCAGCGCUUUAGAGGAGCAGCUGCACAGCUAUUACAGGGACCACCACGACGAUCACCACGACGACCACCACGAUGACCACCACGACGAUCACCAUGAUGACCACCACCGUGACAACCACCAUGACGAUCAUCACGAUGACCACCAUCGUGACAACCACCACGACGACCACCACCGUGACAACCACCACAACAACGACCACCACGACGGCCACCAUGACGACCAUCACGACGACCAUCACGACGACCAUCACGACGACCAUCAUGACGACCAUCACGAUGAUCACCACGAUGACCACCACGACAAUCAUGACCUCCCUCGCCGCCUUCCUUUCAGCAGCAAGGAGACCAGUGCGCGCAACGGCGGACACGGCAAACUGGAAACUGUCCUCAGCCAGCUACACCAUAGCCGCUCUGAACACGGCCACAAGAAACUGAAGAGCCCCAACGCCUUCCUGCUGGACUUCCCCAUGCGGACCAACUACAUGUACGCCAAGAUGAAGCGCUCCCUGACGACCGAGCUCUUCGCCCUGACCCUCUGCCUGCGGCUGAAAAGGGGUGCCGGUGCCGGCCCGGGGGUGGGGACGCCCUUCUCCUACGCCGUACCGGGCCAGGCCAACGAGCUGGUGCUCAUCCAGUGGGGCGCCAACCCCAUGGAGCUGCUGGUCAAUGACAAGGCGGUGACGCUGCCCGUCACGAUGAGCGACAGGAAGUGGCACCAUUUGUGCGUGACGUGGGCCACGCGUGACGGCGUGUGGGAGGUGUACCAGGACGGGGCCAGGAAAGGAUCGGGUCAAAACCUAGCACCGUGGCACGCCAUCCAACCGGGAGGGAUGUUUCUUCUUGGGCAAGAGCAGGACACAAUGGGAGGCCGCUUUGACGUGACGCAGUCGUUCACGGGCGAACUAUCGGACGUGCAGGUGUGGUCUCGAGUGCUGACGGCGUCCGAGAUCUACGAGCAGGCGUCGUGCGGGGCUCACUCAUCGGGCGACGUGGCAUCCUGGGAGCCGGAAGCCGUGGAGCUGCACGGCGGCCUGUCCGAAUUCCCCUUCGACCCGUGCCACUGA